Adineta ricciae is the source of this 1497-nucleotide messenger RNA. NCBI's taxonomy places the organism in Eukaryota, Metazoa, Rotifera, Eurotatoria, Adinetida, Adinetidae. The record is from the annotation of a GenBank genome assembly.
AUGUCAAAUUCAUUCCUUAUUAUAUCCGUUGAUACUUCUAUCGAUCUAACCAAAUGGCACCUGUUAUUGGCAGAAUGUUCUUUCGUUCGUUAUNAUCAAUCACGACAGCAAUCAGAAGCUUAUUGUAAUUUAUGUGAACGUUCGUUUUGUAAUAAAUAUUUUCUGAAAACACAUUUGGCCAAAAAACAUGGAGGAUUGAGCAUGAUUUCUCCAUUAUCAUUAACAGAAAGAAAUGAUAAUGUUAAUGGAUCAUUGUCUCCGUCAUCAUCAUUACCUUUAUCAAAUCAGCAAGCUGCAUCCUUAAUUACAAAUCAACAAUCGUCGACUGUUAAUAAUAGCAAAUCGACUGAAAAAUCUAAUGAAGAUUAUUGUGAGAUUUGUCAGAAACAUUUCUGUAAUAAAUAUUAUCUUCGUAAACAUAAAGGUGAAUGUCACGGUGUUUAUACGGAUUAUAUCAAAUCUUUACAGAAAAGUACCAAUGAAAGUCCCGCGAAAACCAAUUCAAGUCGAUCAGCAAUUCAAAUUUCAUCGAAUCCUUCGAACACACUUCUAUUAAAUCCAUUUUACCCUGGACCAUCCGAUAUCCAAAGUCUCUUUCCUAUUCCAUCCUCACCAAAUCUCACAAUGAAGGCAUCGACAUCGCCCAGUGUCACAGUUCAACGACCAGUUCGCCGUUGCAACAUUUGUGACCAAGAAUUUCGUAACAAAGCUCUCUUUCGCAUGCAUAUGAACACAUUUCAUCCGAAUGAAAAGAAUAAAAAGCCAAUGUCAGCAACUCCUCCGAGUUUACCAGCCCCCAAUCUUGGAUUUCUCCCGCCGUUUGUUGAUACUAGCAGUCAACUUGCUCAGAAACUUGUCACUGGUCAAACACCACCAGCAUCGUAUGGAAUUAUCAACGAUUCCUACUUUUCAGCUAAAAUGGCUGAUCGAGUUGUUUGUGAAAUCUGUAAUAAACAAGUUUGUAAUAAAUACUUCCUGAAAACUCAUAAAGCAAAAGUACAUGGAAUAACAACAAGUGAAUCUAACGAACAAAUCAACGAAAAUCUCGAUAGUUCAGAUAAUUACUGUUCAUUAUGUAAAAAAGAUUUCCCAUCCAAAUAUUUAUAUCUAUUUCAUAUGCAAACAAUACAUAACGAUACAUCGGAUCCCGCUUAUCAAACAAUAAUUCAAUUUAUGAAAACAGCUGCGACGAUGAAUGAAAACGCUAAUCCAUUCUUAUCAUUGACGAAUCCGGAACAGUUAGAUGAUGAAACGGAUAGUAACAUCGACACCCUGAAACGUAAACGAAGUUCAAGUCAUUCGUCAACGGAAAACAAUUCAUCAACCAAAUCGGAAGCCAAUGCUGGUCUGCAACCAUUUCUACUCGAAAGUGAAGAUCCGAAAUUCUCUCAUACGUUCGUGCCAUGUAUGGUCUACUUACCUGUUAUUCGACGUGUGACAAAACAAGUAAAAAUUAAUUUAAGAUUGAAACCUGUUCUAGCUGAUACUUCUUCAUGA